Molecule: messenger RNA, 651 nt
Organism: Aspergillus pseudoviridinutans
Lineage: Eukaryota; Fungi; Ascomycota; Eurotiomycetes; Eurotiales; Aspergillaceae
Product: GAF domain-containing protein
Exons: 3
Coding region: 1-651 (216 amino acids)
Cellular component (GO): cytosol
Molecular function (GO): L-methionine (R)-S-oxide reductase activity; protein binding
Source: RefSeq, a predicted model, not a curated record
AUGGUGCGUCACUACCCCGUCUGCUCAACAUCCUACCCACACCACACAUUCCAGGCAUGCGCUGACCACAACCACAAUCCAGCCUCACGCCGACUCCUCCUACUUCUCAACCUCCCAAGAGCCCACCAAGGCAGAGGUAUACGCACAAGUCCUCCAACAAGCCAAAGGCCUAGUGACAGGCCAGCGCAAUUGGACAGCAACUUCUCCAACGUCGCCUCCCUCCUCUGGCACGCCUACGCCGCCCUCCCGUCCCCCUCCUCCUCCGUAAACUGGGCAGGCUUCUACAUCCGCCAGGAUAAAUUCCCCGCGCUCGGCUCGUCCCAGAACACACCAAGCAGCAACACCAAUGUCCUGCUGCUGGGCCCAUUCCAGGGCCGCCCCGCCUGCCAGGAGAUCCGUUUCGGGCGCGGCGUGUGCGGUACCGCGGCGGAGAAGCGCGAGACGGUGAUUGUGCCGGACGUGUUGAGUUUCCCGGGCCAUAUUGCCUGCGACGCGAGUAGUCGGAGUGAGAUUGUGGUGCCGAUUUUGGCUGGUGGGGAGACGGUUGCGAUCAUCGAUAUUGAUUGUACGGAGCCGGCUGGGUUCGAUGAGGAGGAUAAGAAGUGGCUCGAGGAGCUUGCUUCGCUCUUGUCUGAGAGUUGUGAUUGGUAA